Molecule: messenger RNA, 363 nt
Organism: Ogataea philodendri
Lineage: Eukaryota; Fungi; Ascomycota; Pichiomycetes; Pichiales; Pichiaceae
Exons: 1
Coding region: 1-363 (120 amino acids)
Molecular function (GO): ubiquitin binding
Source: RefSeq, a predicted model, not a curated record
AUGGAUAACACAGUUACGCUGGUGGUCACAUUGGUGGUUGCGUUCGUCUUCAUAGCGUAUUUUCUGGGCGAGAAGUCACCUGUGACAGAUGAAAUGGUUGCACGGGUCGCUCAAGUCGCGCCUUCACUAUCUCCAGAUGUCAUUCGUCGUGAUCUAGAACGGACCCGUAAUGUGCACCAGACAAUUGAUAACUACUUAAAUAACCAACUCGGGCCCACAGGGAUAAGCGAACCCCAUUCAGCAGAAACUACACAAUCAAUACAGAAACCCAAAGCACAAGCAGCUCAUUUCGAAGGCUUGGACUUUGAACAGAAGAAACGGGAAAUGGUGCUCAGGGCUCGUCAGAGAUUAAAUCUUAAUUAG